GAAGUGUCUACAGUUGCAAAUUCUUUUUCUGACAUUGCAACUCCUGUCGACAGAAGGGUAUGGUGUAAGAGCAAGGAUACAAUGGACGUCAAUAACUCUGAAAAAGAUUUAACAUCCGUAGAUCAGAACUGGCUUCCAGAUUCGGUUGUUAAUGAACUAAAUACUGAAGAAAAUGACAUUGUCCGAUCUAUCAUCACAGAAGUAUCCAAUGAAUUCAGAUGUUCUGAGACCACAUAUGAAAAAACUCACAUAGGUUUAGAUGAAACAAACAGAUCAGAAAUUGAAGUGGAUUUUGCUAUGAAUGAGACAGGCAUAACAAGCUCACAGGCUUCCAAUGAUAAAGAAUGCGAUACAAAAGAAAGUGGUAGAAAACCAGAAUCAGUGCAAAGAAUUAAGGCUGAUGAGACGCUAUUUUCGUUUAUCCUUGAAGCACUCAAAACUGAUCAAAGUACUCUAAAACGAUGGGAGCAACGUUCUACCGAUCAUUUAAAGAAAUAUAUUUGCUCUGUGACAGCACUUUGGGAGCUCACACAUACAGAUCUCAAUGUUAUUUACAAGUCAAUUGAGCAUAGAGUUCCAAAAACAUUCAAGAAAUUUGGAAAGUCUUGGAAAAAAAAUCUCAAAGUUGAUUAUCUAGCUGAACUUUUUGGAUUGAUCACUGUACCUACUCAAAACUCCAGAGUACUUCGACUAAAAAGUCCAAGCUCUCUUAAACAACUUUCGACCAAGGUUAUUCAGUCGAAACGAUACCCAAAACUUGCUUUAAGAUCUGCUUAUGCAAAGUAUUUAUUCCCCUUUGCUUUGUUGGAAUGGCAAUCGGAGAAACCAUUUUCAAGUCCGAUGCAAGUUGAGGGAAUAGCAGAAACAAUUCCAUUCUGGUUUUCAUAUCCAGAAAACAAUACUGCAAGUGGAAGUUUACUUUGCAAAAGCAUCGAUUGCUCACAUAACCUUACCCAUCUGAGAGUUCGCACAAGUACAGUUGGUUUCUGUGGAAUAUCAUCGCAAGCCUGGAGAGAAUGCGCAAAAUCAAACGAAACAUCUUUAACAUUGCCAUUCGUCGAAGAUCUAAUUGAUAAGCAGAGCGUUCCGAACGCCCGCACGCACUUUUCUGAAGAGGUGGAAACCUGGAUGAACGAUCACGGAUUUAGCGACUCUGCUGCAUUGACAAAAAUAGUAAGAGAAUGGUAUGAUGCCUGUGAUACGCCGGGUAUCUCUGCGAUUGAACGUAUUGGAAAACUUCUUGCAAUGAGAAAAUUAUUAUUAAAAGAUGUAGAUUUCUCUUGUUUUCCACCACAUGGCCGCUACUUAAAUGGCACACCAGCAGUCACAUUUGAAGGAAUGUUAAUUGACAUUGAUACUAAAAUUCAAAUGCACAAUUUAACCAACUCGUUUAAUAUAAGAUCUAUUGGCAGUCUUGCUGCGGAAACGACUGUCGGUAUAUUACAGUCAUUGUAUCCAACUUCUCAAGUCUCUAUUAAAGCAAGGGAUGUGCCAUCACUAAUGUCCAGUGUUGUGGAUGUUAUGUCCUGUAAAAGCAAUCCAAACAGGGGCUUUCACAUGAGAACUAGUCGCACAAGUGGGAUAUAUCCUUCAUAUGAUGCCGAUUCUUCAGAAGCACAAGAACGUCAAACAAUAGAUUCAAUAAACAAGACAACAAUUGUGCCAAGAGAUCAUGCUUUUGACCUUCCGAGGAAAAAAACCUGCAAACGAAACAUUAAAUUUGGAAAAGUAUCAGGUCCGCAAGCUCCCUCCCGUGGUGCUCUGCCAGUACGUCAAUAUCACAAAACAGACGAAUCAAAGAUUUUACCUACAAAACGUCUUGGUAUCGAAAUAUAGAACUGUGGAACAUCAAGACGUCAAAUAUGGAAAUAAAGACAUGCAUAUGACAUUUGUUUUUACAUGUUCAUGUAAUGACUGUAAGAAAUAGACAAUUUUAUGCAGUAUACCAUAAAAAAUAAAGA
Magallana angulata is the source of this 1961-nucleotide messenger RNA. RefSeq lists its product as uncharacterized. The transcript is spliced from 3 exons. Bases 82 to 1836 code for a protein of 584 amino acids. NCBI's taxonomy places the organism in Eukaryota, Metazoa, Mollusca, Bivalvia, Ostreida, Ostreidae. The record is from RefSeq and is a predicted model, not a curated record.